AUGUAUAUUCAUACUAGAUUAUUAUAUACUUAUUUUACAAUGACAACAUUUCUAUUUCAAUUAUCGCGGCAACAUCCUUCUCUGUUAUUAUCAUCAUCAUCAUCAAAACAACAACAACAUGAGAAUGAUUAUGAUAAUCCUAGUGAAGAUGGAAAUGAAAUUGAUUCAGAAAAUAUAUCAGCAAAUAGUGGUCAAUCAGCAAAAUUUGUUUGUGAUUUACCUGAAAAAUAUUCCGGAAAAAGAGCUGAUUUUUAUGGUCCCUAUGGUCGUUUAAUAGACGAUUCAAAUGGUGGUGAUUCAUGGUUACCUAAUCGUUAUGUGACUGAACGUACUUAUGCUUGGACAUAUACGAUUAAUAUUAAUGAAGUAACAGAAGAUGAUGUCGGCGAAUAUUUGUGUAAAGUUGGUGAACAUGUGAUACGAAAAUUUAAUUUAACAGUUUUGACACCACCUAAAAUAUUUGAUAUUAACAUUGAACCAAAAGAUGUCCUAGAAGGACAACAAGUUAUAUUAAGAUGUCAAGCACAAGGAGUUCCAAGUCCAACUGUUAUGUGGCAUAUUCCAAGGCGAUCAAUAGAUCAGAGAAAUAUAAUUGCCUAUAAACAUCAAUUACUUAUUCGAAAUUUUACACGUUUAACGCCAAAUGAUUUUGAAUGCAUUGCAGAUAAUUCAAUUCCACCACGUGAUACAAAAACUGUUAAAUUAUUACCCACAAUAUCUCCUGAGAUUAAUAUUCAAUAUUAUUUAUCACAAACUACACGACAAGGCGUACCAAGUCUUUUUCUUAAUUGUACAAUUGUUGCUAAUCCACUAUUACAUGCAAGAUGGAAAAAAAAUCGACAAGACAUUCAUCAACAACAAUCAAAUACAUUUAAAAUUCAUCGAAAAAUUGUUAAUGAUAUACAAUCAAACAUACUUCUAAUUGUCAAAUCUGAUAAUGUUAGUGAUCUCUAUGGCAUAUAUGAAUGUGAAGCUGAAAAUUAUUUAAAAACAACAAAAUCUUUUAUCAUUAUUGAUGAAACAAUUUUAAUUAACUUAACAAAUGUUCAACCGACAAAAUAUCAAAAUAAUCGUCACAUCUAUCAUCCAUCAUCGAGUAGUAGUGGUUCAACAACAGAAUCUUAUGUUGCACAAUGUAUAUGA
This is a messenger RNA of Didymodactylos carnosus, 1143 nucleotides long. The record is from the annotation of a GenBank genome assembly. NCBI's taxonomy places the organism in Eukaryota, Metazoa, Rotifera, Eurotatoria, Philodinida, Philodinidae.